This is a messenger RNA of Symbiodinium sp. CCMP2592, 2088 nucleotides long. The record is from the annotation of a GenBank genome assembly. NCBI's taxonomy places the organism in Eukaryota, Dinophyceae, Suessiales, Symbiodiniaceae.
AUGCUAUGUGGUGGGCUUGGGCUCGGGGCGGGCGACUCCCCGAAGAAGGGGACAGUGCUGGACCACUUCGAGCUGAGGAGGUUGAUAGACGAGUGCACCAGGGACAGGCUGAGGGACCUGGAGCAGCGCUUGGAGACGGUGGAGAAGCGCUUGCAGAAUGUUGUGUUCAACGCAAAGGCCGAGUUGGAGGAAGGCUUGCAGAUCCAGGGUGUCACGACUGCACCGGCACCCGCUCGACUGCCCUUCAGACACGAGCCGUUGAACAUUUCCACAGCGCCAGACGACGAUCGGGAUGCAGUCCAGCAACUGCCCAAAGAUCGGCAGAGCAAUGCUGAGUACCGUUUCGACGCCUGUGUUUGGGACUCCUGCGUCCUUGUGGGUUUGGGAAUCCUGUCUUGGCAAGAGUCGUUGGCGGUUGCUUUUUGUGGGUUGUGGUCCAUUUUGGUUGAGGGCUUCUUUGUCUUGAUUCUUUACGACAACAUGACCGAAACGGUCUUCGAGAGCUCGCUUGCCGAAGAAAUGCGGGACUGGCGCAUCCACUUUGGCCAGAACAUCAACUACAUUGAUGCCAUCACGGGCCAGCCCUUGAUCAUGGGUGUAUGCAGCAUGUCGAACUCCUUAAUGAACGGGAAUGUGCAGGCGGAGAUUUACGAAACAAUGUUCAAGUACGGCAUCCGAGAGACCGGCAACCAAGAUCUCCGCUGGCCCUUGCUUCCUGUUGGAGCAUGGUUAGCUCUUAUCGCUUUGCUAGUCUGGAUCUUCACGGUCCUCAAGGAAAUGAGUUGUGCAUGUGGUUUCGGCAUCGCCUUGGCCUCUUUGCCACGGAGUUCGAGUGUUGCAGAUGCUGUCUCGAAUCCCGGACGCUUUGUUCAGCUGUCCGUUGUCAGCUUGCAUCGCGUCGUGGUUCUAGUCGUCUUCAACAUGCUUCCCAGACUGAGCAUCGCCUUAGUCCUCGGCAUAAUUGGAGUCCAUUUUCUGGCAAGCACCACAUCUCUUUCUGAUUUGAUUUUGAAUGCGGUGGCCUUGGAAGUGGUUCUUUGCAUCGACGACCUCUUCUUUGCGGUGCUUGUUCCACGUCGUGUGCACGAGACGAUCAAAUCUUUGAAACCAAUACCAGUGAAGCUCUGGCGACCCUGGGUUCUACAAGCACGGCAAGCUUUCAUAUUCACGCUGUCGCUGACCUGCCUAGUUGGGUCGCAUGUCCUCUGCUUGCAGCCCCUGGUCAACAACAUGCAAGCGACGGCGGAUGCCAUGUGUUCUGGGGUUACCAACUUUACGUACUUUCAAGAUGCAGCGGGACUGGCUUACAUUCUCGACGACGGCCUCGAUGCUCUGCCUAAGAAGUCCGAUGAAGGCUAUGCCUACCGGGCGGUGCUGCAAGCCACUCAGCUAGAGGACGUGCAGCCUCCCGGCUUAGGAGCACAGCUCCAGAAUCGGGAGCUCUUUGGUCUGGCCAUGCAGCUGAAGAGUUUGGGUUUCGAGGAACGCAGCGAGUUUUGGCCUCUGUGCCAAGACUUGGACAGUCCCGUGUAUUCAGGCUUUGGCUUGGUGAACUUGGGCACGGCAGCAAUGGAGAAGCUGCGGGAGUUACUUCCGGACGCCGCUGCAAUGGAGUCUUGUCCUUCCGUGCAGUCAUUCUGCUUCAAUGGCAGCUUGCAUCUCGAGACAUUAUGGCGAUUACGUGCCCUUUGCCCGGUCACCUGUGGAUGCAGUGACUUGCAGUCCGGGAGCUUCAUUGCGAGCCUCCCUUCCUUCGGCUGCCCUUCGGUCUGCCGCACGCUCUUUGACGAGACUGUGACAGAGCUUUCAACCUGCUCGGAUGCGCCGGCGAACAGCGAGGCUCUAAGGACCUUUCUACAUGGCCUGUGGCAGCGGAAGGGGAUCAUCUUCCGAAGCAACUCCACGACCUGCGAAGCUUUCGCGGAUCCCGUCAACAUCGACGGGACCGAUUUCGAUUUUUGUGCGCAGACGGCAGAGCUUGGCAAAAUGGGGUUCCAGUCAUCUCAGCUGCUUUGUCCAGCGACGUGUGGCUGCAGGCACAGGCCGCGUCCCGAAUGCCCAGCAGCUUGCCUCGCACAGACCCUGUGA